Messenger RNA from Desarmillaria tabescens, 489 nucleotides. RefSeq names its product glutathione peroxidase-like protein. The record is from RefSeq and is a predicted model, not a curated record. Gene Ontology annotation, biological process: cellular response to oxidative stress. The transcript is spliced from 5 exons. The coding region runs from base 1 to 489 and encodes 162 amino acids. Lineage: Eukaryota; Fungi; Basidiomycota; Agaricomycetes; Agaricales; Physalacriaceae. Gene Ontology annotation, molecular function: glutathione peroxidase activity.
AUGUCUACUGAAUCGGGCUUUUACUCGCUCAAGGCGACACUGCCUGGCAACAAGACGUAUGACUUUGCGGAUCUGAAAGGAAAGACUGUCCUUAUUGUCAAUACGGCGUCAAACUGUGGUUUCACGCCUCAAUACAAAGGGCUUCAAGCGCUGUACGACAAGUACAAGGACCGUGACUUUGUAAUCCUCGGUUUCCCGUGCAAUCAGUUUGGUGGCCAGGAGCCUAAAGACGACGAAGCCAUCGGCGAAUUCUGCUCCAGGAACCACGGCGUUACUUUCCCUCUCAUGAAGAAAUCGGAUGUGAAUGGCGACAAUACCAAUGAAGUGUUCAAGUGGCUGAAGCAGGAGAAGGCUGGUCUUUUGGGCCUUUCCAGGAUCAAGUGGAACUUUGAAAAAUUCCUUGUCAACAAAGAAGGCAAGGUUGUUCAUCGAUGGGCCUCGACGACGACUCCGGAGCAUAUUGAUGUUGAGGUUGCCAAGAUCUUGUAG